AUGGCGAAAAGGUCGACAGAGUCUGGACCUUUUAAGUUCUGCAAGAUAGCAAGAGGAACAAGCAAAGCCGCACGCAAACGCCCCUGGGUGGGCUGCUACUGGCUGCUAAGCGAGACUCUUCAGACCAGAGCGACUUGUGCGUUUCGGACGACUUCGACAACCCGACAUUUCGACAACAAAUUAUCAACACCGUCCUCCCGGAGUCUGUCGACCGAAGCCUUCGCCAUGGCCGAUAUCGAUGUUCAGGUUGCUCAAUGGAAGCUGGUUGAGGUUGGCCGCGUUGUGCUGAUCCGCAGCGGUCCUUACACCGGCAAGCUCGCUGCCAUUGUUGAGAUUGUCGACCACAAGCGUGUCUUGGUUGACGGUCCCUCCACCGAGGAGCAGAAGAUCGUUCCCCGCCACGUCCUUCCUCUCUCCCACGCCACCCUCACUCACUUCGUCAUCCCCCGUUUGCCCCGUGCUGCCGGUACUGGCCCCGUGAAGAAGCUUUGGCAGAAGGAGGAGAUCGAUGGCAAGUGGGCCAAGUCCAACUUCGCCCAGAAGACCGAGCGCGCUGAGCGCAGGAAGAACCUGUCCGACUUCGAGCGCUUCAAGGUCCUCCGCCUCCGGAAGCAGGCUCGCUACGAGGUCCAGAAGGCUCACGCUAAGCUCAGGGCGGCUGCUCCUAAGUCAUAGACGGUUCAUGAGGCUCGGUGCAUAGAGUGACAGGGUUGCCUUGGGACGGGGUUAUUUGCUGAUGGUUUAAUUUAUUUUCAGCAAAAUGGGCUGUACGCAUUAUUGACAGCAUAAAAAUGAUUCAAGAACCUUUGAUAUCCUGGCAUAGGUUAUCCUCGUACGUCAUGAAAGAUGGAGGGCGGCACGGAACGCCUUGCAAUUAGUAUAUGGCAAAUGGUAUCUCGGGGUAUUAAUGAUCUUGACAUGACCUGGUCAUCAACUUAGACAAAAACCAAUCCACAAAGCCAAAUAUGUUCCAGUAAAUCAAAAACAGUAGAAUUGAUACGGUG
This is a messenger RNA of Aspergillus piperis CBS 112811, 1004 nucleotides long. Its product is annotated as 60S ribosomal eL14 domain-containing protein. Gene Ontology annotation, molecular function: RNA binding; structural constituent of ribosome. The record is from RefSeq and is a predicted model, not a curated record. The transcript has 6 exons. Gene Ontology annotation, biological process: ribosomal large subunit biogenesis; translation. Gene Ontology annotation, cellular component: cytosolic large ribosomal subunit; ribosome. Lineage: Eukaryota; Fungi; Ascomycota; Eurotiomycetes; Eurotiales; Aspergillaceae. Bases 1 to 675 code for a protein of 224 amino acids.